Molecule: messenger RNA, 3393 nt
Organism: Knipowitschia caucasica
Lineage: Eukaryota; Metazoa; Chordata; Actinopteri; Gobiiformes; Gobiidae
Source: the annotation of a GenBank genome assembly
AUGUCGAACCGAAACACGCCCGAGGCCAACAGCCCGAACUGCGGUUCUGCUCAGGCCGCUCCAGAGGACACCAACACGGACUCUCCAGCUCCAGGACAGCCCGAGGAACAGAACAAAGAGCAGCCGCUGAAGCAGAGCUCUCCCUCGGCCACAGCCACAGAACCAGCCCCGGAGCCAGCCCCGGAGGAGGAGGUGGAAGGACCCAGGGAAGGACCCAGAGAGAUCAGCAUAGACCGGAGCUGCUUCAGGAAACACGGAGAGAAGAGUUUCUCUCAGAGAUCCAGGCUGUACGUGGCCAACGUGGGCCCGGACGUCACCGAGCAGGACUUCAGACACAUGUUCUCCAAGUACGGGAACACCGAGGAGGUCUUUAUCAACAGGGAGAGAGGGUUUGGAUUGGUACGAUUGGAAAGCAGGAUUCUGGCUGAAAUCGCUAAAGCUGAACUGGACGGAACUGUCGUAAACAACAGAACCAUCCGAGUCCGUUUGGCUUCACACGGGGCCUCGCUCCGGGUCCGAAACCUGCUCCCGAUGGUCACCAACGAACUCCUGGAGCAGGUGAGACUGGAACAGGUCAGACUGGAGCAGGUCAGACUGGAGCAGGUCAGACUGGAGCAGGUCAGACUGGAGCAGGUCAGACUGGAACAGGUGAGACUGGAACAGGUCAGACUGGAACAGGUCAGACUGGAACAGGUGAGACUGGAACAGGUGAGACUGGAACAGGUCAGACUGGAACAGGUCAGACUGGAACAGGUCAGACUGGAACAGGUCAGACUGGAACAGGUCAGACUGGAACAGGUGAGGGCGGUCCUCUCUGUGCUGAUUGGCCAGGUGAGGGCGGUCCUCUCUGUGCUGAUUGGCCAGGUGAGGGCGGUCCUCUCUGUGCUGAUUGGCCAGGUGAGGGCGGUCCUCUCUGUGCUGGUUGGCCAGGUGAGGGCAGUCCUCUCUGUGCUGAUUGGCCAGGUGAGGGCGGCCCUCUCUGUGCUGAUUGACCAGGUGAGGGCGGUCCUCUCUGUGCUGGUUGGCCAGGUGAGGGCGGUCCUCUCUGUGCUGAUUGACCAGGUGAGGGCGGUCCUCUCUGUGCUGGUUGGCCAGGUGAGGGCGGCCCUCUCUGUGCUGGUUGGCCAGGUGAGGGCGGUCCUCUCUGUGCUGAUUGGCCAGGUGAGGGCGGUCCUCUCUGUGCUGAUUGGCCAGGUGAGGGCGGCCCUCUCUGUGCUGAUUGGCCAGGUGAGGGCGGUCCUCUCUGUGCUGGUUGGCCAGGUGAGGGCGGUCCUCUCUGUGCUGAUUGGCCAGGUGAGGGCGGUCCUCUCUGUGCUGAUUGACCCGGUGAGGGCGGUCCUCUCUGUGCUGGUUGACCAGGUGAGGGCGGUCCUCUCUGUGCUGAUUGGCCAGGUGAGGGCGGUCCUCUCUGUGCUGGUUGGCCAGGUGAGGGCGGUCCUCUCUGUGCUGGUUGGCCAGGUGAGGGCGGUCCUCUCUGUGCUGGUUGGCCAGGUGAGGGCGGCCCUCUCUGUGCUGGUUGGCCAGGUGAGGGCGGUCCUCUCUGUGCUGAUUGGCCAGGUGAGGGCGGUCCUCUCUGUGCUGAUUGACCCGGUGAGGGCGGUCCUCUCUGUGCUGGUUGACCAGGUGAGGGCGGUCCUGUCUGUGCUGAUUGGCCAGGUGAGGGCGGUCCUCUCUGUGCUGAUUGGCCAGGUGAGGGCGGUCCUCUCUGUGCUGGUUGACCAGGUGAGGGCGGUCCUGUCUGUGCUGAUUGGCCAGGUGAGGGCGGUCCUCUCUGUGCUGAUUGGCCAGGUGAGGGCGGUCCUCUCUGUGCUGAUUGGCCAGGUGAGGGCGGUCCUCUCUGUGCUGAUUGACCAGGUGAGGGCGGUCCUCUCUGUGCUGAUUGGCCAGGUGAGGGCGGUCCUCUCUGUGCUGAUUGGCCAGGUGAGGGCGGUCCUCUCUGUGCUGAUUGGCCAGGUGAGGGCGGUCCUCUCUGUGCUGAUUGGCCAGGUGAGGGCGGUCCUCUCUGUGCUGGUUGGCCAGGUGAGGGCGGUCCUCUCUGUGCUGAUUGGCCAGGUGAGGGCGGUCCUCUCUGUGCUGAUUGGCCAGGUGAGGGCGGUCCUCUCUGUGCUGAUUGGCCAGGUGAGGGCGGUCCUCUCUGUGCUGGUUGGCCAGGUGAGGGCGGUCCUCUCUGUGCUGAUUGGCCAGGUGAGGGCGGUCCUCUCUGUGCUGGUUGGCCAGGUGAGGGCGGUCCUCUCUGUGCUGAUUGGCCAGGUGAGGGCGGUCCUCUCUGUGCUGAUUGGCCAGGUGAGGGCGGUCCUCUCUGUGCUGAUUGGCCAGGUGAGGGCGGUCCUCUCUGUGCUGAUUGGCCAGGUGAGGGCGGUCCUCUCUGUGCUGGUUGGCCAGGUGAGGGCUGUCCUCUCUGUGCUGGUUGACCAGGUGAGGGCGGUCCUCUCUGUGCUGGCGUUCUCUCAGUUCGGGCCCGUGGAGAGGACGGUCGUGGUCAUGGACGACCGCGGGAAACCCACCGGGAACGGGAUCAUUGAGUUUGCCAACAAAGUGUCGGCUCGUAAAGCUCUGGAGCGGUGCACGGAGGGAGCGCUGCUGCUCACUAACACGCCGUGUCCCGUCGUGGUCGAGCCGUCGCAGCAGUUUGACCAAGAAGACGGAGUUUCUGAAAAGAUUUUGGCCAAAACUCCUCGAUAUUAUAAGGGCCGGGAGCAGCCGCCCCGCUUUGCUCAGCCCGGGACCUUAGAGUUUGAGAUGGCGUCUCGAUGGAGAGCUCUGGAGGAGAUCGAGAAACAGCAAAAAGAACAAGUGGAAAAAAGCAUCCGACAAACGAAGGAGAAACUGGAGCAAGAGCUGGAGGCGGCGAAACACGAGCAUCAGCUGAUGCUCAUGAGACAAGAUUUAAUGAGACGUCAAGAAGAACUGAGGCGGUUAGAGGUUCUUCGUAAUCAGGAACUGGAGCGACGGAAGCAGAUCGAGAUGAGACACGAGGAGGAGAGACGUCGCAGAGAGGACGAGAUGAGACAUCCCAACAUGGACGGAACGGAGCAGAGAGCAGGCGACAUGAGUCAUCGUGGACCAAUGGGAGAGGGCUGUAACCCGGCGCCCGUAGCACCAGGAGGAUCCCACCCACAGAUGAUGGGUCUGAGAGCCGCCAUCAGCCCAGACGGAGCCAGCAUGAGCCCUAUGGGAGCAGACAGCGUCGCCAUGAGAUACCCCCCGCCUGGAGCUCAGGAGCCCGGACCUCAGGGACCUGGACCUCAGGGACCUGGACCUCAGGGCGUGCGUCCAGAGCUGGAACCGUCCCAGCAGCAGGGGCCUCCUCAGGGGCCUCCUCAGGGGCCUCCUCAGGGGCCUCCUCAGGGGUCGUACGGAGAUGGACCCAACAACAAGAGACGCAGAUUUUAA